Molecule: messenger RNA, 945 nt
Organism: Rhinocladiella mackenziei CBS 650.93
Lineage: Eukaryota; Fungi; Ascomycota; Eurotiomycetes; Chaetothyriales; Herpotrichiellaceae
Exons: 2
Coding region: 1-945 (314 amino acids)
Biological process (GO): L-histidine biosynthetic process
Cellular component (GO): cytoplasm
Molecular function (GO): histidinol-phosphatase activity
Source: RefSeq, a predicted model, not a curated record
AUGCCGUUCUCCCAUCACAGCCAUUCAGGACAAUUCUGUCCAGGACACGCUCGAGAUUCUCUCGAAGAGAUUGUGCUGACUGCCAUCUCGAAGGGAAUGCAAGUCCUAGCCUUGACUGAACAUAUGCCCCGCCACGAGGAGGACCGAUAUCCAGAGGAGGUGGAGGCCGGAGUAACGCUGACCUCACAGCUCAGCAACGAAAGCGCCUUUGUCGCUGAAGCCAGCAGGCUGCGAGAAAAAUACAAAACCCGAAUUGCACUACCGCUCGGCUUCGAAUGUGAUUGGAUUCGACCCGAAUCUCUGAGGCUAAUCCACCGAAGCAUUGAGACGCACCCGUAUAACUUCUUCAUCGGGUCCGUCCACCACGUCCAUACCAUUCCCAUCGACUAUGACCGCCAGAUGUAUGAACAAGCACGUAUGGAAUCCGGUGGGACCGAUGAGAAACUGUUUGAAGACUACUUCGACGCGCAACUGACCCUAUUGCAAGCACUGAAGCCCCCGGUGGUGGGGCAUUUUGACCUUAUCAGGCUGAAGAGCGAUAGUCCCAACGGAAAUUUCAGUGGAAUGAAAGGUGUCUGGCAACGAAUCUUGCGCAACCUGGACUACGUCGCCUCGUAUCGAGGGGUGCUUGAGCUUAACUUUGCGAGCUUGCGUAAAGGCAUGGACGAACCUUAUCCCAAGCGAGAAAUAUGUCAGGCGGCGUUAGAAAGGAACAUUCGAUUCUGUUUGUCUGAUGACAGUCAUGGCGUAGACCACGUUGCCCUCAACUACGAGCAUGCUUUGUCUUUUCUCGACAAGGCGGGAAUACCGUCGGUGGCUUUCUUGCAGAACUGUGCACCUGCUGGGAGAUUGUCAAUAGACCGUUUUCAAGAACUGCAGUUCGAACAAAUGGAGUUGUCCGACUUGCGAAACCACAGGUUUUGGCAAACCGCGUCGGCUAUUUAG